Messenger RNA from Aphanomyces astaci, 330 nucleotides. RefSeq lists its product as hypothetical. Lineage: Eukaryota; Oomycota; Saprolegniomycetes; Saprolegniales; Verrucalvaceae. The record is from RefSeq and is a predicted model, not a curated record. The transcript has 2 exons. The coding region runs from base 1 to 330 and encodes 109 amino acids.
AUGAACCUCACUUUGGUGCUUGUGGCCUCGCGACCGCAGCGCCUACGUCGAAUCAUGUAUGCUCUACGAAUCCGCAGACGGUUGAAAGAGCGAAACUUCAUCAAGUCAGUUGCACUCUUUGAAUCCCAAGAGAUGAGUCCAUGGUACACCAUGUACAAGGCCCGAGAUGCACAGUCAUUUGUCGCGACUGUGUCGCAGCCAUCGGGCAUCGGUCUUGUCGACGGGGCCAACGUGGUGGACGACGCAGACAGCGAUAGCAGCGGCAACCAUGAGCAGCCCAGAGACGGCGUAGUGGAGCCUUUCUUGCUUGUGGAUUCGGUCGUAGUCUAG